AUGAGUACCAACUCUUCUGCCUCGAAGUCUUCUGCCUCGAAGGCACCACCUCCUGCGAUGGACAAAUUCGACUGGGUCGAAGAUGCCCGAGACAAAGAAGAUGGCACCGCCGUCCAUCUCAACGCUGAAGCCACCAAGGCCAAGAAAGUCGCUCCCAGUGCGCAAGAGACCGAGCCCAUUUCGAGUCCCUCCGAGGGCCCCAAGAUCUCUGCCCAGAAAACAAUCGCGUGGAAGGGCUUGAAGUCAUCUCGUCACUUCUUUCCGCCUGAGAAGAGCGGACGGACGCGGACCGAGUUGGCCUAUCGUCCCGCUCAGGCCGCUCCCGAGGGCCCUGAGGGUUUAUCUGGCCAGCCAACGAGACAUGGUGACCAGCCCCGACAACAGUCGGCUGUCCCUGCUGCUACCGCAGCCCUUGCUCCCGCCCGCCCUGCUCCUGCAGGCCAUGCUGUCCCUGCCCCGUGGCAGUCCAAGUCUGUGCCCUCCAGCAGAGACUUCAGUCAAGCUCCGUUGAGCUCAGGCCGCGGCAGAGGCAGUAACCUUGCGACGAAAAGCCAGUCUAAGGUUAAACCACAUCUUGACGAGCAAAAUCUACCCAGACAGCAAUGGCUGGCUGCCGCUGAGAUGAACGAUCUGGCGUCCAUGGAGGCACACCGCAAGGACAUCACCCAAGGGCUGGUGAAGUCGGCGUCCAGCAAGACUGGGAUAUCGACUAGAGCCGCCGUCCCGCCCCAGAAAGACGAUCCUCUGGUCAAAGUCCCGGCACUGGCCUCAGUCUCUGCCGCGGCACCUACGCAGGCAUUCGCCUCGGCCACCCCUACCACUGCCCCUGCUGCCCCUGUCCAGGCGCCAAAAUGGCGAGUGCUCACCGCAGAGGAGCAAAAGUCAAUCCAGGCCAGGAUCUCACCCGAGAAAAGCAUGCCCGCAUUCGAAAGAUGCGAGCAUCUCGCGGUGCCAUUCACGCACGCCGAGGGCAAAAUGUACAUGGGGCGCAGCAGAGUCGACAUGUAUGACGCUACAGUCUUGACACACGCGAGACUGAGGAUGAAGGCCUUGCAAGGCGACCCCAAGUACAACGCGCAGUCGGCCAUCUGCAUUCCCUUCGAUGGUGACAUGCAUUCAGAACAACUUUUGGAGGUCAUCACCAAGGUCUACGUGUUUGCGGCCACACUACGUCGCAGACUCGACGAUCGGACGGCUCCCCACCCGGAUGACUUUGCCAAGGAAAUGGCAGCCAUGUGGAGGCAAGAGUUUGAGUCGCGGAUCAAGAAGAGGAUGGAGUAG
Messenger RNA from Pyricularia grisea, 1281 nucleotides. RefSeq lists its product as uncharacterized. NCBI's taxonomy places the organism in Eukaryota, Fungi, Ascomycota, Sordariomycetes, Magnaporthales, Pyriculariaceae. The coding region runs from base 1 to 1281 and encodes 426 amino acids. The transcript has a single exon. The record is from RefSeq and is a predicted model, not a curated record.